This is a messenger RNA of Nelumbo nucifera (sacred lotus), 3246 nucleotides long. RefSeq names its product proline-rich receptor-like protein kinase PERK8. Lineage: Eukaryota; Viridiplantae; Streptophyta; Magnoliopsida; Proteales; Nelumbonaceae. Gene Ontology annotation, molecular function: protein kinase activity; ATP binding. The record is from RefSeq and is a predicted model, not a curated record. Gene Ontology annotation, biological process: protein phosphorylation.
AGAUGAAAUGCUGCCAACCAACACAUUUCUAUUUGUUAUGAUCAUGAUGUGAUGAUGAUUUUAGUAUCCUUUUCUCUCUGUCUGUCUAAUGAGUGGGAAAGAAAAAAAAAAAUUAUUCUGAAGUCGCUCUCACGCGCGUUGUUGCUUUGGAUUUAAUAGACUCCCUUUCAUUUUCGUGUACCUCAUUGAGUUUUGAAUCUUUCUUUGUGAUUGAGAAGCUUCGUGGUGAAUCCACUGGGAUUCACAAUCUCUCUACAGAGAAGGUUCGAAAAUUCAAAUCUUUGGUGAUGACCAAACCGCUGAACAAGUAAGAGAGAUGUAUAGAGAUAGGUAAGAAUUUUGGGAUUUAAGCAUCUAAGGUUUUUUAUCUGUAUCCAUUUGGAUCACCUCGGUAUACCGCAUUUGCUCUUUGAAGCUUGUUUUUAAAUUUGGGUGGGCUUGAUUUUACUCAGAAAGGUAUAUGGUGAAGUGGGUUUUUUUUUUUUUUUUUAUCACAAAGGCUUUUGUGAUCGGGAUUUUGCUUACUGGACUGUAAAAGUCUCAAGAAGUCUGAAGCGUUUGUAGAUAUGGGGUUUUGAUUAGUGAACUUUUUUGCCGUUUGAGAAAUCUGACGUUGAGAGUUUGGAGAUUUAAAAAUUUGCAAAACAGACGGCAUUGAUCACUAAAAUGCUAUUCAAAUAUUGAGUGUUGCUCUGGACACCUCGGCGGUUUAUGAACUUCUCAGUAAGUUUGAGAUUUUGGCGAGCUGAAUUUGCCUUUUUUUUGUUUGAGUGGGGGAUUCUGAAUUUGGAUCUCUUGACUGGAGAAGGAAGUAACAGCCGGAAUGGCGUCGCCUGCUCCAAAUUCUCCUCCUGCUGCUGCAGUUCCUACAGCUUCAAAAACUAGUCCACCACCUUCCUCUUCAACGGUUUCACCACCUCCCUCAGUGCCUCAACCCACUGAUACUACGGGUUCACCUCCGUCCACAAGCCCUUCUCCUCCAUCCCCACCACCUCAAUCCCCUCCGCCUGUUCCUGCUGCUCCUCGUCCAGUAACACCGUCGCUCCCAUCGGCACCACCUACCGCUCCCCCUCCAGCACCACCUACCACCCCUCCUCCUCCUGUAGUCGCCCCACCACCAUCCCCUCCUCUUUCUCCUCCACCUCCGGUGCCUUCACCACCCCCUCCGGUAGUGCCCCCUCCACUUCCUGCUGUCACUCCCUCUACGCCUCCUGCAGGUUCUCCUCCACCUCCAGCAUCACCUCCUCCACCUCAACCAGUCUCUCCUACUCCUGUCACUGAUCCAUCCUCAUCGCCCUCCAAUUCUCCCCCAGCGCCAUCAGCAAAACGUCCUGCUAGUUCUCCACCUCCGCGCCCAUCUCACACGCAUAAACCUGCACCAUCUGGUUCUCAAUCGGCGCCUCCACCGUCCCCAACUCCCCCACCUUCAUUUCCAUCACCAUCGGCACCUAGUGGGCAACCAGUUGCCACCCCACCUCCAAUUCUCUUACCGCCUGCUCCUGCUUCUAAUCUUGCUCCUCCUCCUCAAAGUCCAUCAACUCCCCAAAGUCCCCCACCUCCUUCAGUGGGUUCUAAUGAAAACAUUACAGCAAACAACACAUCUAACAAUGGGGGACAUAGAACUGGAGCUGUAGCGGCAAUUAGUGUUGUAACAGGCCUUGUAGUUCUUGCUCUGAUAGGAAUGGCUAUCUGGCGCGUCAGGAAGCAGAAGAAGAAAGGCGUUAGAUACAAUGGUGGCUAUGUCAUGCCUUCCCCGGCACCCUCUUCCCAGAAGUCGGAUGCUUCCUUUAUAAAGGCCCACUCUUCAGCUCUGCGAGUAGGAAGUGGCUCUAGCAGUGAUUUCAUAUAUUCACCAUCAGAGCCUGGUGGCUUGGGCAAUUCAAAGUCAUGGUUCACAUAUGCAGAACUAGUAGAAGCCACAAAUGGGUUUUCCGCACAGAAUCUUUUGGGUGAAGGUGGAUUUGGUUGUGUGUACAAAGGAUGCCUAACAGAUGGUAGGGAGGUGGCUGUAAAACAGCUCAAAAUUGGUGGUGCACAGGGGGAGCGUGAAUUCAGAGCUGAAGUCGAAAUUAUUAGCCGUGUACACCAUCGUCAUUUAGUUUCACUGGUAGGCUACUGCAUAUCAGAAAGUCAGAGGUUGCUCGUUUAUGAUUAUGUCCCAAACAAAACUCUUCACUACCAUCUUCAUGGGGAAGGUAGGCCAAUUAUGGAUUGGGCGACCCGAAUUAAGGUUGCUGCUGGUGCAGCUCGUGGAAUAGCUUACCUGCAUGAAGACUGCCAUCCACGGAUUAUUCACAGGGAUAUUAAGUCAUCAAACAUUCUUUUAGAUAACAAUUUUGAAGCUCGGGUUUCAGAUUUUGGGCUUGCAAAGUUAGCUCUGGACACAUACACCCAUGUGACCACACGUGUGAUGGGAACCUUCGGAUACAUGGCACCAGAGUAUGCAUCAAGUGGAAAAUUGACUGAAAAGUCAGAUAUGUACUCUUUUGGAGUUGUGCUUCUUGAGCUGAUUACUGGUCGAAAACCUGUGGAUGCAUCUCAACCCUUGGGAGAUGAGAGUCUAGUUGAAUGGGCUCGACCAUUGCUUACUCAAGCACUUGAUAAUGAAGAAUUUGAAGAGUUGAUAGAUCCAAGGCUUGGAAAGAACUACGUAGGAAAUGAGAUGUUUAGGAUGAUUGAGGCAGCUGCAGCAUGUGUGCGUCACUCGGCUGCAAAGAGACCUAGAAUGGGGCAGGUGAUAAGAGCCUUAGACACUAUAGGGGACCCAUCAGAUCUUAGCAAUGGAAUCAAACCAGGCCAAAGUGAAGUAUUUGAUUCUAGAGAACAGUCUAGAGAAAUAAGAAUGUUUCAGAGGAUGGCUUUUGGUAGUCAAGAUUACAGUUCAGAUUUUUUCAGCCAAUAUAGCUGGAGAAGUGGAGAUCAUUGAAAACGAUUACUGUUGCUUGUGAAUUUCCAAGAGGAUGAGAUGGUUAGAGAAGUAUGAAGGCAACUCAAUGUUGCAGUAAAUUUCAUGUAAAUGUGCAAAUGACUUGUCAAAGAGUGUACUGUUUCAUCGUGGUCUCAGACUCGGCCAAACAUGCAAGAAGUAUCUCAUAUACUGUAUACUUUGAGAACUAUCACACAUUCAAGCCUUGGAGCCUUUAAUUAGAUAAUUCAACCAGCUUCCUUUACAUUCAGCAAAUACUGAUUUUUUUUUUCUUUUCCUGUAAUUUUUUCCAUCCUAAUUAACCAAUGCUUGUACGGAUA